ACGCUGCAGUCUGGCGCUGCACUUCCUGGUUGUUUCUGCAUUUACCUGCGAGGACCAUGGCUGCAGAAGGUGACUUCUUAGCAAGAUACCGAGCUGUAUCGAAUAAGCUUAAAAAACGUUUCCUUCGGAAGCCAAAUGUCGCGGAGGCAAGUGAGCAGUUUGGCCACCUAGCCAAGGAGCUAAAGCAGCAGGACUGUCUGCAGUAUGCCGCCUUCUGCAACCUGGCCAUGGCCCGGUGUGAGCAGACUCUGUUUAACGCUCCGGGAGAAGCUUUGGCGCUAACUGAUGCCGCACGCCUUUUUCUUUCCUCUGAGAAAGAGAACCACUCUCUGCGAGUGCCGGGCUUUGACGAGCACCUUCAGGCUGCACUCAACUGCUACAGUUUUGCCAGCAAGGUGUAUGUUGAGAUGAACCAGCCGAUGAUGGCAGCCAGUCUGUGUCUAGAACUUGGCAAUGCACUCAAAGAGAUGAACCGACCAGGCGAGGCAAUUGUUCAUUACCAGAGGGCUGCAGAGCUGCAGACACAGAUGCCAGUGGAAGCUCUUCUGUCAAUGGGAGAAAUGGCUUCAUGUAAAAUUCUCACACGUGACUAUGAUGGCGCCUUGUCCGUGUUUACAGAGAUGCAGCUCAUGUGCCAGGAGAGAGGACUGCAACUACCAGGCACCAGCACCCCUGUUGGUGCCUUUUUGGACAUUGUGGCAAGAUGCGAGAUCUCCAGAGUACUACUGCUUAUGCUGCUUGAGCCUCCGCCUCAGAAGCUGCUACCAGAACAUGCGCAAACACUGGAGAGAUACGCAUGGGAGUCCUUCGACCCACACAGUCAAGUGACCUUCCUGCCCGAGAAUGUUUUCCUGCUCCUGCAGUCGGUGGUGGAUUUGUACACGUGUCCUCAAAGGAGCGAUAAUAGACUGUUUGAUCGAGCCGUGACAAAGAGAGAAGUCUGUAAUGAAAUAUCAACUGAGUUUAUGAACAAAUGGCAUGCCAGGAGAAAGACACAGAGUCCCUGAAGUCUCUUCAGACUGAGCUAUGGCCAGUGCUGACCGCCGAGCAGAAUCACCUCCUCCACCUAGUGGUUCAGGAGCGCAUCACACCGUCUGGCCAAGGCAUUUAGUGCCGUCCUGUUCUCAUCCGCUUCCUCUGGGAACGAUAGCUAACAUCAUGGAAACAUUCCUGCUUUUGACUGGGUCUGUUGUAAGACCCCAACAAAUGCUUUCACUGAGACAAAUGUAAAACUAAAAAAAAAUAAUACAUUUGUGGUAUGAUG
Messenger RNA from Phyllopteryx taeniolatus (common seadragon), 1264 nucleotides. RefSeq names its product coagulation factor VIII associated (gene f8a). The transcript has 13 exons. Gene Ontology annotation, molecular function: protein binding. Gene Ontology annotation, biological process: vesicle cytoskeletal trafficking. The record is from RefSeq and is a predicted model, not a curated record. NCBI's taxonomy places the organism in Eukaryota, Metazoa, Chordata, Actinopteri, Syngnathiformes, Syngnathidae. The coding region runs from base 57 to 1007 and encodes 316 amino acids. Gene Ontology annotation, cellular component: early endosome.